Molecule: messenger RNA, 862 nt
Organism: Delphinapterus leucas (beluga whale)
Lineage: Eukaryota; Metazoa; Chordata; Mammalia; Artiodactyla; Monodontidae
Gene: NUDT7
Product: nudix hydrolase 7
Biological process (GO): coenzyme A catabolic process; nucleoside diphosphate metabolic process
Molecular function (GO): magnesium ion binding; manganese ion binding; coenzyme A diphosphatase activity
Source: RefSeq, a predicted model, not a curated record
UUCACCCCCGGCCCGCCCCGGGAGGAGUUACCGGAAACAAACUUUCCCGGGGAAGAUGUGGCGAUACUGUCCUCCCCAGAAGCCAGUCAGAAACAGUUUGAUAGAUGACGCUAAGGCCCGCUUAAGAAAACAUGACGUUGGGACCAAAUAUUCUCACUUGUUGUCUAACAAAUGUUCCAUCCUUUUACCGUUGUUGGCUAAAGAAGGAAAACUCUACCUGUUGUUCACCCUUCGGUCAGAGAAGCUGAGAAGGUCACCUGGAGAGGUCUGCUUUCCUGGAGGCAAGUACGAACCUACAGAUGCGGAUGACGUGGCCACGGCUCUCCGGGAAGCCCAGGAGGAAGUGGGGCUGCAUCCUCAUCAAGUGGAGGUCGUCUGCCGCCUGGUACCAGUGCUGUUUGAUAGAGAUACAUUGAUAACCCCUGUUGUAGGAUUUAUAGACUCCAACUUCCAGGCCAAGCCUAACCCCGAUGAAGUUAAGAAUGUGUUCCUGGUUCCUCUGGAAUAUUUCCUGCAUCCCAGCGUCUACCAGCAGAAUCACCUGACACGCUCUGGUCAUCAUAUUAUUAUUCACUGCUUUGAGUACACGAACCCUGAAGACGGUGUGACUUAUCAUAUCCGGGGAAUGACUGCAAAAUGUGCCUUGUUUGUUGCCUUAAUUAUUUUGGGAAAAAAACCCUCCUUUGAGGUUGAAUUUAAUCUCAACGAUCUGAUGUCAUCCUCUGAAGAGUCUUUACUGAAGCUUCAUAAACGUGCUACAAGCAAGUUAUGAUUUAUGAGACCAAUACUCAAAUAACUCUCUAAACGGUGUUUGUGUGGGCUUUUCCACAGAACAACAAUAAAGCCAGCUGUUGGAAUCUGA